AUGGAGGUUGCUAUUGGCUCCGGCUCCCCGAGGCGGAUUGAGUAUGAACUUUUCACCCGCAAGUGCCCGGUGGCAGCGGAAAACUUUGUGAAGCUUUGCACCGGAGAGAAUGUCUUACCACGGGUGCCAAGCACUACGGGGCUGGGGGACCCCGGCUUUGGCGAUCAGUUCCUCCCGCAGCUCACGUACAGGCACUCCACCUUCCACCGCGUGCACCGGGGGUACCUCAUCCAGGGCGGCGACAUCGUGAGCGGCAGGGGGACCGGGCAGCUGUCGAUCUACGGCGACACCUUCGACGCCCCAGAGGAAGUGCGUGCUUCGGUGUUUGACCAACGCGGGCUCGUGGGCACAGCCGUGAGUGCCCCGCACCUGAACGGCUCGCAAUUUUUUAUCCUUACAGCAAAGGCAGCGCCCCAUCUGAAUGGGACGUGUAUUUGCUUUGGACGUGUCGCGAAGGGCUACGACGUGGUGGAGGCAAUCGAGCACGUACCGCUGGCACCAUCCGGCUUCCCCGCGCAGCGGAUAACUGUUGUCGAGUGUGGGGGGCUGUAA
Trypanosoma rangeli is the source of this 552-nucleotide messenger RNA. RefSeq names its product cyclophilin-like protein. NCBI's taxonomy places the organism in Eukaryota, Euglenozoa, Kinetoplastea, Trypanosomatida, Trypanosomatidae. The transcript has a single exon. Gene Ontology annotation, biological process: protein peptidyl-prolyl isomerization. Bases 1 to 552 code for a protein of 183 amino acids. The record is from RefSeq and is a predicted model, not a curated record. Gene Ontology annotation, molecular function: peptidyl-prolyl cis-trans isomerase activity.